This is a messenger RNA of Penaeus monodon (black tiger shrimp), 573 nucleotides long. RefSeq lists its product as uncharacterized. The record is from RefSeq and is a predicted model, not a curated record. The transcript has a single exon. Bases 1 to 573 code for a protein of 190 amino acids. Lineage: Eukaryota; Metazoa; Arthropoda; Malacostraca; Decapoda; Penaeidae.
AUGAUGCCAUCAGUCGCAGGAAAUGCCUAUGGAAAUGGUGAUGAGGACGGAGAGAAGGUAAUUGACCUAGCUUUAUCCUUUGAUAUGGUAAUAGGAAAUACCUUAUUUCGUAAGAGAAAUGAACCCCUUAUUACUUACAAAAGUGGUGAUAGAGCAAGUCAAAUUGACUUCCUUUUAUAUCGAAGGAGAAACAUUAGGGAAAUUAAAAAGUGCAAAGUAAUACCUGGAGAUCAAGUAACUGAGCAGCACUGCAUGGUUGUCAUUAAUCUCACCAUAGCUGUCUCGCAAAAACAGAAAAGGAAAACUACAAUUCAGAGGAAGAUAAAAUGGCUUAAACUAAAGGAAAAUUAUUUCCAACAAGAGUUCAAAGAACGAAUUCUAAGAGAGCUGAGCCACGAUAUGGAAGAUGUGAACACCUGGUGGAAUGAUGCGAGCAGUAUUAUAUUAAGAGCUGGAAAGGAAAUCCUGGGCGAGAGUAGUGGAAAGGUAUGGGAAAAUAAAGAAAUUUGGUGGUUUAAUGAAGAGGUGCAAGAGAAAGUGAGUGAUAAGAAGAAAACCAAGAAAAAAUGGUAA